Messenger RNA from Anthostomella pinea, 366 nucleotides. NCBI's taxonomy places the organism in Eukaryota, Fungi, Ascomycota, Sordariomycetes, Xylariales, Xylariaceae. The record is from the annotation of a GenBank genome assembly.
AUGAUAUACGCUUUAGAGUACGACACUGGCAAGAAAUACAACAAGUUCCUCCACCACAUCCUGCCCCUCCCCGGAGAGCGCCAUUGCCGAUACCUGGUGCCACCCGUUGGUGAUGAUCAGGAGGGUUUCAUGUGUCUCAUAACCACUCGAUUCAAUAAUGGUUCAACCCUCAAUAAGCAUUACAAAGACAAGCAUACGUGCCAAGUGGACAAGAAUCCGUCUGGCGGUGCUCCUCCGACCGAGGCCCUCGCCGAAGCCAGCAGCAUGAUAACGACACAGACUGGGAUAACCACCCCUCUCGGCACGAACCGAACAUCACGACAGCACCUAGCCACCACCAGCAGCGACCGCAUUCCCGGGGCUUAG